AUGCUGAAAUUAAGAAAAGCAAUGGUAACUGAUAUCCCAAAACUGGCUAGUGAACUUUCUGAAACAUUCAUGGCAGUGACUGAGAGUAGAAGGAAAUUUGCAGUCUUAACUGGAAUUUCAGCAGAUGAAAGUUUCAGUGAAAAGUUCUCAAAUUUCUCAAAGUGUUUGGAAGAGCUGAGCACAAAAGCUCCAAUUUUGAAAGUGAGAUUCAACUAUGUGAAUCUCCUGCACAUAAAAUUCUAUUUUGCACAUUUUAAGCAAGAUACGAUUCUGCAAGAAAGAUCAUAUAACAUGUUUUUACUUCUUGCCGAAAUUGGAGGUACUAUUGGUUUAUAUGUCGGAGCCACUUUACUCACAGUCGCUGAAACUCUUGUAUUUCUAUGUGAAAGAAGAAAGAGCAACAUUUUCUUGAAACCUCAAUUUGUUUAA
Molecule: messenger RNA, 429 nt
Organism: Caenorhabditis briggsae
Lineage: Eukaryota; Metazoa; Nematoda; Chromadorea; Rhabditida; Rhabditidae
Exons: 3
Coding region: 1-429 (142 amino acids)
Biological process (GO): sodium ion transport
Cellular component (GO): membrane
Molecular function (GO): sodium channel activity
Source: RefSeq, a predicted model, not a curated record